CUAGAAAACAGAUUUGAGCUUCUUUUUUAUGGGAUAUUACUCAUUGCUUAUUUACUCACAUUUGAAGAAAUCUAAUACUUCGUUAACACAUUAAGCAAAUAACUCAAAAACGUAAAAAAAAAGUUAAUUCACACCUACCAAAAAUAAUGAAGGGAUACGACCAGGUGAUAUUCACGAAUGAGCUUUUGCACCAUCGAUCUGUGGGCAGCCAAAUCGAGGAGACUCGUCGAACUUGGGAGGAGCGGUGCUCUUGGUUUCCGGCUGCCCAAAGGGAUCUGUAUUCGAGGUGCUCUAAGAUUUACGAGGAGUGUUUGGAAAAGUACGGCAACAAAAAUUACGAAUUUUAUGCGAAUAGAAAUCGCCUGAGGGUAGAACACAGGGUCAACACCAAAUCAUAUAGAGAUCGGGAGGAGAGAAGGUCCCACAUGUCUAUGGAGCACUUGAAGGGCUAUAAGGCGUCCCCUACUUCAAAUGGUCAAUAUGGCAGUGUUAAGCCAAUGCAACUCUUCUACUGCUUUUAGAUAAUGAAGAUAAACGAUUUUGUUCUCCUCAAAAUCCUCAGUUUCAAUCAAAUCAAACCAUUCGUAAAAAUGGAAUUUAAUAAACAGAAACAUUAUUGAAAAGCUUACAUCAUAUUUUUUUAGUUUUUAAAACAACGAUUGCCAGAACAAUUAAAUAAUUGUCGAAAAAAUAUAUUUUUAAAAAUAAUCGACAAUCCCAAGCAAUUUAGAUUUUGUGAGCUCUUCUUCCAAUAUUUUAAUUUGACUUACCCAAAAAUAGUAGUAGUUCGUUCUGCCUAUUAAGUCACCCAUUAACAGGCGUGAAACACGCACAAAUAACACAACAAAAAAUAAAAAAAACAAUAAAAAAAAGAAAAGAAAUUAAAAAAAGGAAAACAUAAAACGAACAACGAAAUAUUCCUUUACACCAAGCAAAAUAAUGAAGAUAAAUGAUGAGGUGAUAUUUACGGAUCAGUUAUUGCAAAAAAGAACUGUGGGCAGCCAGAUCGAGGAGACACGCCGAUCUUGGGAAGAGCGGUGCUUCUGGUUCUGGCUGCUCAAAAUGAAUUUUACGGACGGUAUUCACAGAUUUACAAGGAGUGUUGCAAAACGGAAUCGGCUGAGGGAGAAGUAUAGGAUCGAUACCGAUUCAAACAGAGAUCGUGAGGCACGGUACUAUCACAUAUCGAUGGAGCAUUUAAAUUCCUAUAAGGCAUCCUUUACUUCCAAUGCGUAGUAUGGUAGCGUUCGGCCAAUGCCCCUUUUUAUGGCUUUAAAGAUCACCUAAUGAUAAUAUUCAACCAGAAUUUAAGUCGGCGGAAAAGAUUUAGGACUGCGGUUUAUUACAUGGCAGAUACAUAAAAUAAAAUGUAAUAGUAGUCUUAGCUGCACAUAGUAAAAGCUAAGAAAAGCCCAGUAAAUUAAUAAUUGUACAGUGUAAGCCCAGCCCAAAUCACUUUUAUGGCUAGCUGAACUUUCGAAAAUAAAGCUAAUUUAA
Molecule: messenger RNA, 1497 nt
Organism: Drosophila gunungcola (fruit fly)
Lineage: Eukaryota; Metazoa; Arthropoda; Insecta; Diptera; Drosophilidae
Exons: 1
Coding region: 147-521 (124 amino acids)
Source: RefSeq, a predicted model, not a curated record